Taeniopygia guttata (zebra finch) is the source of this 804-nucleotide messenger RNA. Its product is annotated as scale keratin-like. Gene Ontology annotation, cellular component: intermediate filament. The record is from RefSeq and is a predicted model, not a curated record. Lineage: Eukaryota; Metazoa; Chordata; Aves; Passeriformes; Estrildidae. Gene Ontology annotation, molecular function: structural constituent of cytoskeleton.
AUGGCCUGCUACGACCUGUACCCCUCCUCUGCCUGCGGCGUCAUCCAGCCCCAGCCCGUGGCCGGCAGCGGGAACGAGCCGUGUGUCCGCCAGUGCCCCGACUCCACCACCGUGAUCCAGCCUCCCGCCGUGGUGGUCACCUUCCCCGGCCCCAUCCUCAGCUCCUUCCCGCAGGAUUCCGUGGUGGGAUCUGCUGGAGCUCCCGUCCUGCCGGCCUCCGGAGCCUCCCUGGGCUAUGGGGGCUAUGGGUCCCUGGGCUAUGGGGGUCUCUAUGGAUAUGGGGGUUACGGAUCCCUGGGCUACGGGGGCCUGUGGGGCUAUGGGGGUCUGGGUUCCUGUGGUGGGUACCGGGGCCUGUAUGGCUUUGGGAGAUCCUUUGGCUCCUGCAGCCCCUGGUCCUCCCGCUACGGCCGCUACCGCCGUGGCAGCUGCGGCUCCUGCUAAACCCGAGGGAAAAACCCCAAGAGAGGUUUCACCAACAGAAGAAAUGUGAUGGUUUCACAGCCAAAGAGCUUGGAACCACUGCUGCUCCAUCUCAAAACCAUGGAUUUGUAACUGCCCAGCCCCUUUUAGAUUUCUCCUUUUUCUGCUUCUGCCUAAAUCUUGUCCCGCUCCAUUUCUGUGUUGCCUGGGGUAAAUAUGGAACAAAGGGGCUCAAAAUGGGUCCUGCUUGUUCACAUCAACAGCUGAGAUUCAGAAGAGAACCUGAAUCAAUCACAUGUGAAUGUGCCUCUGGCUGGAGAAGAGUUUCUUACUUCUUGGAGACUCUGCAAAUGCAUUACUGUGCUUGUUGUCAUUAAAAGU